CCAGACACCGCAGUCAGGCAGCCAGGAGACUAGGAGAGAUGGCGGAGGACGUGAAGCCUGAAUCCCACUUGAAGUGGAAGCACUGCGAGACCCCGGGCGUCCGGACGCUGUGCAAUCUGACGCAGCUGCUGGACAGACUGCAGGCUGACCACCGGGAAGACGUCCGCCUCUACACCUCGGGGCACCUGAACCCCAGCCGGCUCUACCGGCCUCCCGAGACCAUCCUGUACCACUGGCCAGAUGCCAAUAGGCCUCGGGCCCAGCCGGCCCCCAGGGCGAGGAAGCCCCGGCCUGGGAAGACGGCGGAGAUGAGGGAUGCGCUGGCUCAUUUCACCGUCCACACGGCGGUGGCCCCCGACGACGCCCAGGACACGCCGCUGUUCCGGUACUUGAACCCUCCGGCGCUCGCUCCCCGCACGUCGGAAGAGGAUUUCAUUCUGAAGAGGGCCCUGGAGGCACAGGCGCCCCGGCAACAGGAGCGCGCCGGCCCGGGCCCUCCGGAGCGGCCCCGAGAGGAGCUCAGGGUGCCGGAGAUGAAGGUGCUCCGGUACCGGGAGGCCCGGUCCAGCCGCCAGUGCGCCCUGGCACCCGCGCGCGGGGACGCGGACGAGUACCGCUACGUCAGCUCCUACCUGGCCGGGGUCACCAAGGCCGACAGGUACAAGAAGUUCUUGCGUUUCCAAAAGGAAGUGGUGGCCAAGCGAGACCUCCUGAAGAACGGCUACAGCGGGAGCGAGGUCGCCGCGCGCCACGAGCGGAAGCUGGAACAGGAGCUCCAGAAAAUCUGUACGUGCGACCCUCAGCAACUCAACAGGCUGCAGGUCUUCGGGGAGGUCUUCCAAGACAUUUGCGACAGCUCUUUAGUCGUUGGGGACCUCUUGAAGGAAGUCAAGGAAGAAUAUGAGCUCUACAUGGCGGUGCUCCUGCAGGCCCAGCCCACGGCCCAGCACCAGGCUCUUCAGGCUCAGCUCGAGGGGCUGGAGAAGAGCCCCGUGAAGACGGCCGACGUCCGCCAGGCCAAGGAGGAGCUGAGGAUGCUUGUGAAGGCCAUCAAGGCGGCCCUGGAGCGCAAUGACAGACUCCGAGAGGAACGAGAGAUGGAGCGCAUGCUGCUGCAGGCCUCUAAGAAACAAGCAGCUGAGAAAAAUGUAAUUGAUGAGAAGAAUCUUACUCUUAUUGAGAAGGUAGAGAAGAAGAGGUGUGAAAUACUCAACAAAUGGGAUGAAAUUCAAGCUCUUGUAAAACAAAUUAAGACAACAUUGGUUCACACUGGAGUUUCAGAUAUCACUGAAAACAGGAUUAAAAGCAUAGAGAAUGAAGCUAUAAAAUUGGAAACGGCAAACAGAAUUUUAAAGAAGAAAAUAAAAGUUGCUGAAGGCCACGUGAAGCAGACCAUCAAAAAGAACAAGAUCGGCGACGAAGAGCAGCAGGAGCUUUGGGAAUUUAUUAAGAAGUCUGUAAAAUUAGAAGAUACAGAAAAUAACGCUGGAGUUGACUGCGAAUGCGACCCGGGAGAGCUUAGCACUGCGUGUACCUAGCAUGGAUGUCCACACAGCUGGAAGUUAGCAAGUUUAUGCCUCAUUUUGUUGGCUUUAACCUUUAGUAAAAUUGAUGUGUGUAUGUAUCCUACUAA
Tupaia belangeri chinensis (Chinese tree shrew) is the source of this 1633-nucleotide messenger RNA. It is a transcript of the gene CUNH6orf118, whose product is annotated as chromosome unknown C6orf118 homolog. The record is from RefSeq and is a predicted model, not a curated record. Lineage: Eukaryota; Metazoa; Chordata; Mammalia; Scandentia; Tupaiidae.